AUGGGCUUUGGUCUUUGUAUACCUUCCGGCCARAURGUAGUGUUGUUUUGAAACCCUAAAGAUACAGUUGUCUCAUUUUUCCAUUUCCAUAACAAUGUGCUAAGCAUCCCCAGUUACAGCUCCAGGGAUGAGUUCUUCUCAGGAUUCAUGACAGCUCUAUACAUUGAGGAUAAGAAUGCUAUGGUCAUAAUAUAUGAAGACCUGAAAGGGAACCUGACUGCCAAUGUAAAGCAGAUAGYUGAAUUCUUUGGAUUCUCCCCAACGGCUGAGCAGAUCCAGCCCAUUGCAGGAAGGGACACUUUCCAGCCAGUGAGUGUUAAAGCUCAGGAGACUCCUGGUGCUGUUGGCUCAAUUCUUAAAGGUAAAUUUGUUUGUAUUUUGCCAGAGYGUGUUUUUGGAGAUUGGAAGAAUCUUUUCACUGAAGCUCAGAACCAGAAAAUGGCUGCCAAAUCUAAGGUGUGCUUAGAAGUAACUAAGCUGGGAGUGAAGUUUGAAUAUGAUGUGUAUUGCAAGGCCUGA
Messenger RNA from Malurus melanocephalus (red-backed fairy wren), 519 nucleotides. It is a transcript of the gene SULT6B1, whose product is annotated as sulfotransferase family 6B member 1. NCBI's taxonomy places the organism in Eukaryota, Metazoa, Chordata, Aves, Passeriformes, Maluridae. Gene Ontology annotation, molecular function: sulfotransferase activity. Gene Ontology annotation, cellular component: cytoplasm. Gene Ontology annotation, biological process: sulfation. The record is from RefSeq and is a predicted model, not a curated record.